This is a messenger RNA of Racocetra persica, 426 nucleotides long. The record is from the annotation of a GenBank genome assembly. NCBI's taxonomy places the organism in Eukaryota, Fungi, Glomeromycota, Glomeromycetes, Diversisporales, Gigasporaceae.
AUGGCUAGUAUUUACACACAACAACCAAUUAUAAUAAUGAUGCUUGAAUUCAUAUCUAUAGAAAUUAUUUGGCUAGUAUCUGAAAAUAUUUGGAUUGAUUUGGGACAAGAUGCAGAAUUAUCACAUUAUGCACCACCAGCUCUUAUUUUUUGGUGCUUAGAAAAAAUAUCACAUUUAAGCUUCAAAGAUUGGUCAACAUUCAUGAAACUUGCAUUACUAGAGGGUUAUUUUGGAAUUGUAUCUUUAGCAAGUCAUCGAUUAAUUCUUACAAUUGCACUGAUAUUAUAUCAGAUACCACAUAGUUUAGCUGUAGCAGCUUCAAACAGGGUUGGUAAUUUAUUGGGUGCCGGUCUACCAAAUAGAGCGACAAUAGCUACAAAUACUUCACUUAUACUUGCUGUCAUGAGUGCCACAUGCAAUGCAAUG